AUUGGACACAUUGCGAGAUAUUCGACUUCUUUCACGUCCUAGCGUGUUCCGUCGCAGUACGCGUGCAGGCAAGCGCUAGCUACAAUUAAAUAUAAAAAAUGGUGGCCCAAAAGAAACAGAAAAAGUCCCAGGAGGGUAUUAACACCAGAUUAGCUUUGGUUAUGAAAUCUGGGAAAUACGUCCUAGGUUACAAGCAGACAUUGAAGUCUCUUCGGCAAGGCAAAGCGAAAUUGGUCAUCAUCGCUAAUAAUACUCCUCCCCUAAGGAAAUCUGAGAUAGAGUACUACGCUAUGUUGGCAAAGACAGGUGUACAUCAUUAUAUUGGAAACAAUAUAGAAUUGGGAACUGCGUGUGGAAAGUAUUUCCGUGUAUGCACCCUUUCCAUUACAGAUCCUGGAAACUCUGAUAUUAUAAAGUCUAUGCCCACUGGUGAUCAGGCGUAAACAUAUAUUUUUUAUUUAAUAAAAAUUUAAUAAAACCUAAAAA
Messenger RNA from Hylaeus anthracinus, 486 nucleotides. It is a transcript of the gene RpL30, whose product is annotated as 60S ribosomal protein L30. Gene Ontology annotation, molecular function: structural constituent of ribosome; RNA binding. The record is from RefSeq and is a predicted model, not a curated record. Bases 99 to 443 code for a protein of 114 amino acids. NCBI's taxonomy places the organism in Eukaryota, Metazoa, Arthropoda, Insecta, Hymenoptera, Colletidae. Gene Ontology annotation, cellular component: cytosolic large ribosomal subunit. The transcript has 4 exons.